AUGCGCACGCGCCUCCACAACCUCCAGCGCCCGCUCAAGGCAAUACGCUGCGCCGCCAAGGCCAAGGCGGCGGCGACCGCCAAGCAAGCCGAGGCCCAGGCCUGCGAGCGCCUUCAGGCCACGAAGAACGCGCUGAUGAUGCGCUUCACGAACGAGAACUCGUACCUGAACUGGGCGCGUAACGGAGUGCUCUCGUCUGGCGUCGGCGUGGCCAUGUAUGCCCAAGAGCACCACCGCGGUGCGCACCUGAGCGGCGCCGGGCUCUUGCUGCUUGGCUUUGGCUACAUUGGUGUCGGGUCGCUCAAGUACAUCCACUACGUGCUUCGGUACCGCACGCUCAUGGAGAUGACGUGGCCGAGCGUCAUUGCCACUUGCUCCCAUGCGUCGAUCGCGCUCGGAAUUUGGCUCACCGCGACGGCGUCGUUCCUGGAGUCCAUCCCGCUGGACGUCGACGUGCUGCUGCUUGAAGAGCCGUUUAUCUCGUACUUGCCCAAUCGCAUUGCCCAAGGCUUGAUCGAGACGUACAACCUGCACCAAGACUUCCACGACGACGAAGCGUUCGUGCGGCCGGGCUCGCAUUAGGCGACGUCUGGUCCCUGCGCACCUCAUACUCUACCCACCUCUAUCUACGCGUGGUGCAAAUAUACGUCGAUCGCUGGCCAGUUCCA
Saprolegnia parasitica CBS 223.65 is the source of this 668-nucleotide messenger RNA. RefSeq lists its product as hypothetical. The record is from RefSeq and is a predicted model, not a curated record. The transcript has 4 exons. NCBI's taxonomy places the organism in Eukaryota, Oomycota, Saprolegniomycetes, Saprolegniales, Saprolegniaceae. Bases 1 to 582 code for a protein of 193 amino acids.